UGGCUGAGCUGUGCUGGUGUAGCCGAUCAACACUUCGUAACUUCUCUUGAGUCAAAACCAACUUGGGAUCAAGUUCGAAUAAACUUCCAGAGAAUCAACUUCCAUUUAGAAAGCAGACUCCAUGCAGCAUCAAAUGGAAAGUCGCAGCUUCGUUUGGAAGUGAGCGUUUGCGUUCACCUUUUUUUUCUUUUUUUUCCCCUUUGACCUAAGAAUACAUCGGAGAGAGAAGCAGAGGUAUUUUUAGUGCAUUUGACUCCUUCAAACACGUGUGCCCAUGUUGAUCAGGAUGACCAUUCAAUCAGCCUUAUUGCCUAUCUUGGUCUUAGGACUGGUGUCUAGUUUGGUGCGCUGCGCUCCCUUUCCUAACCGGCAGAACGGCACCCUGGAGCGCCACUGGGAGACCCUUUUCUCUCGCUCCUUGGCUCGAAUCCCCGGGGAAAGACGGGAGAUCAAUCGGGACAGUGACUACCUUAUGGGCAUCAAAAGGCUGCGGCGUCUUUACUGCAACGUGGGCAUCGGGUUUCAUAUUCAAGUCUUGCCCGAUGGAAAGAUAACUGGAGUGCACAACGAAAAUCGAUAUAGUCUCCUUGAAAUUUCCCCUGUGGAAAGAGGUGUUGUGACACUCUUUGGCGUUCGAAGUGGUCUAUUUGUGGCCAUGAAUAGCAAAGGGAAGCUGUAUGGAUCUAGUCAUUUCAACGACGAGUGCAAGUUUAAGGAACAGCUCCUUGCUAAUAACUACAAUGCUUAUGAGUCCGGAGCAUAUCCAGGAAUGUAUAUAGCACUGAGCAAAAACGGCAAAACAAAAAAAGGAAACCGGGUUUCUCCAAUAAUGACAGUAACACAUUUUUUGCCCAGAAUCUGAGUGAUCCAGCGUGAUUGGAUUGGGGGCACAAAACGAUGCACUUUUAAAUGGUAACGUUUUAUGCAAGAGUAGGUGUAUCAUAUUUUAUUUAAGUAUGUAUAUAUUGUGGGAAAAAUAUUUAUAAUUCUCAUGAAUUUUAUAUAUUUCUGAGAAACACCUUCAAAUCACGGGACAAACAAAAAUAAAACUACUGGUUUAUUUAACGUUUUUAUUUAUUUUCACUGGUGUGCUGCUAUAAUGUGUUUGGAUAAGUGAAAUUCCUUUAUUUACAAUGAGUUUUCUUUUGCACUGUUUAUAAAUGCGAUUGUAAAGUGACAGUAUAGAAGUUUUUUUUUUCUUUUUGAAAGAAAGGCGUCUUAAGUCUUAGGCCUUAGUCGUAACUUGUGAAAAUGUAUCAAUCCUGAUAGUGUGGCAAGCUGAAGCAAUCGUACAAUGUCUGACCUCCUUUGUGCAGUGUUGGUAUUUAAUUGAAACAGUAUCGGUUUACUUCUGGUACAGAAAGUGCAGUGUUGAAGUCCUACCCCACAAAUCUGUUUUUAGCUCCGCUAGGGCUGAACUUUGAACUUUUCUGCAGUCAAUCUUUGUCAGAUCUAUAAGGCAUCGGAUAGUGAGGCAUCUUUUCACCAUUAUGUAAGCUGAGAGUUUUAAAGUUACAACGCAGAUAAAAAAUGAGCAAAUUUGCACAGUAAGUGUUCAAUUAAUGUGUUAUAACCUAAAUUUAGUUUUUCCCUCCAGAUUUUUCGUGUUUCAAUCCCCUGUCUGCAGCAAUGAAGAAGGAUAAACGGUGCUGAAGGAUAAAGGCCUUUAUCAGUUUUGGUUAUUGCUUGUGUGUAGCGAGCGUCAGUAUUAUUUUAGACGAAGCUUCAGAAAUAAAACUAAUGAAAGAAAAAUCAAAGUUGCAAGAAACAAACGAAUUCCCACCGAGAAUAUCAAAUACACGUCUCCGCGCAGUAUUUUGGAGGAGAAACACGCUGCUUUUUUCCAUUCCCGUUUUUUUUUUGCUUUUUGUUCUACCUCAUAACACUCGCAAACAAUGUCUCCUUACAAAUACUGCUUGAGAGGAAGUUAUAACACGCAUCUACCAUACACUGUUCAGUUAAUUUCUUCUAAAUAACAGAUCUUUAUACACUGUCCUUCUAUAUGCAGCCAAAAGUAUCCAGGCGUCCAUUGCGUCCUAGUUGAGCCUUGUCACGUUUGAGCUAUCUUUACCCUGUGAUUUACUUUUAGUAAGGAUAAUCAUGGUGAAAAUAUUUGCAGACAGCUGUUAGACUGCACUAUAUGGUCAUCCAGUAACCCUAUAUUUUUUUCUUUAUAUAUUUUGCAAAUAUAACUCAUGGUAGCCAGAGAAAAAACAGACAAGUUACUUUACGGUUUGAACUCGGAAAAUUGGAGAAAAAAAAAAGCUCUCUGGGAUAUGCUAGUCACCAUCUGUUCCAGGAACGAAGACAAGAGAAUGAAAACACUGGCACUGCUAUGAAGUAAGCCAAUAUAUGUUAGCAUGUUGGAAUCACUACCGUUAACCCUUCCAAAAUACAGGGACUUUGAAGUACAUAUUUAACAUUCCUUUUACCCACUGUUCUCAGCUGCACAAACUGUAACUCUGUAAUAAGUGCUGAAAAUACACAGUAUAUCAUCAGCAAACAGCGCAUGCAUCAGGACCAGACUUCUACUUCUUUAUCUGUGUUUGCAAUUAGCAGCAUAAUAAGUGUGAGGUGCAUUGUUCUCAGUAAUUAUUCAAUGUUUUGUACUGUUAUUGCUUUCAUUUUUGUAUUGCAAGUUCAUGUAUCCUUCCCACCUGAAUGCAUAAAGUAACAGUUUAAAUAUGAAAACAUACUGCAGGUAAAAUGAUAAAGAUCAAGUGUAAAUUGAAAGUUAUUAUAUCCAGUGGCUGUUCACUUCUUUAAACUUUAUUUCCACUGUAGCAGCCAUUGCUUACAAAAGGCAAUAUCUUCCUAUUUCAGAUUAACCAGUAUGUAGAGGCAAAUUCCAAGCCAUCAUUUGACUUUUAUGCAACUAAAACAAUAAUAAUUUAAUGAUUAAAUCAGUUAACAUUUUUGCCUAUUUACUUAAUAAGGAAAUAUUACCUCCAUUAUAAAGCGAAAAAGACAAAAUUGUUGUACAUUAAAAUGGGAAAGUGUCCAAGACCUAGAAAUAGUUUAGCUUUUAGUUGCAAGGUCUAUAACUUCAUUGAUUAUGUGAGUGAAGUAAAUAGACCUCACUAAUUUUCUAGCAUUGCUCAUGCAUAUUUUUGGUAACAAAACCCUCUUUUAAAGUCAUACAGUCUUUGUUUAUGCAUUCAGGUGCAGGCUUCAUAGCAAUAGGAGAUAGUAGAAAGACUGAAUACUGUGUUCAUGUGGUAUGUAUUUAAUGUGUAUACAUUUACCAAAAUUUGUCUGUAGUUUUAUACAGGUCUGUUUAAUAUUGUGGUGUAUGUGCUGUGCACAUUUUAAAAAUAACUCAGAAGUAA
Messenger RNA from Lepisosteus oculatus (spotted gar), 3329 nucleotides. RefSeq names its product fibroblast growth factor 4 (gene fgf4). Gene Ontology annotation, cellular component: cytoplasm. Gene Ontology annotation, biological process: positive regulation of protein phosphorylation; regulation of cell migration; positive regulation of cell population proliferation. The record is from RefSeq and is a predicted model, not a curated record. Gene Ontology annotation, molecular function: fibroblast growth factor receptor binding; growth factor activity. Lineage: Eukaryota; Metazoa; Chordata; Actinopteri; Semionotiformes; Lepisosteidae.